AUGAAUAGUAAUAUAGAGUACAUUGAUGUUGACAAGGAUGAUGAUAAUGAUGUGGUACUGGAAGAAUUAGACUUUGAGUUUGAUAUUGAUGUUGAUGUUGGACAGAAUGUAAAGAAUGAACAACAGGGAGAACAAGGAGAGAUACAGAUUGAUAUUGAGGAAAACGAUAAUGAUGAUGGCGAUUCGAUAACUGUAUCACCAAUGUUUCCAAAGACUCCAUUGCAACCACAGCCACAUCAACAUGGAAGUCCAGAUAUUGACUCAUUCUUUGGUAGCAGUGGUGAUACUCCUAUUAUACCCAAGGAUCAACAAUUCCAACCUCCACAACCACCGACAUCAUUAUCAACAACCAAUGAUAUGUCGAUGGGUCCACCACCAGAUACUACCCACAUUGAAUUGGAUGACUUUGAGUUUGACCUGGAUGAUGGUGUUUGCACUCCAGCUGGAUCAUCAAUGACCACCACACACAAUGAGACACCAUUACUACCUGAAAGACCAAUUCACCAGAAUGACCUAGAUUCAUUCAUAGGUAUCCUGUCAAGGGAUACCAUUCACAAGGCCAACAAAAGUACUACCCCAAACAUUGGGGCUGCUGUGGCAUACACACCCAAACAUCAGUUCUUCAACCAAGUCCACUACAACAUCCACACUCAUCUGAUCAAAUACAACUCAUCACUAUUGGCACUUCUACCAACAAUAUCGCAUCAACCAAUAGUUUCACUCACCAUAUCCAAUCUACUACAUCAACAUCACCAGCGUAGACAUCUUUGGAUAUCAUCCAACUUGGGUGACCAACAAUAUCUUGAAUCAAUAUUCUCCAAAGAGGCACCGCCAGAGUCUUUCCAGGUGAUCAGCAAUCAACAUCAGUCGGUCCGAUCUGGUACCCUAAUAGUAUAUAUCCAACGUGAUGUCUUGGCAUUCAUGAUCGCCAAUAACAAGAUCACAGUUUCGAACUACCAAUAUAUCUAUUAUGACGCAUGUGCAAAUGAUACCAUGUUGUUGGAUGAGAAGGAAAGGUUCCAGAAGUUGACACAAGGUGCAGGCUCAAUCAUUUUGUUGUCUAACCAACAUCCAUCGGACUACUCAAUGUUUUGGAGAUGCUUCAAGAUAGAGAAUGUAUUCACAUUUGUAAUGAAUGAGAACUUGUAUCCAAGACUCAAGGAUACAAUUACAUUGGAGAUCAAUGGUAUGAAUGUUUAUGGUGUGGACUCUUAG
Acytostelium subglobosum LB1 is the source of this 1215-nucleotide messenger RNA. RefSeq lists its product as hypothetical. The coding region runs from base 1 to 1215 and encodes 404 amino acids. Lineage: Eukaryota; Evosea; Eumycetozoa; Acytosteliales; Acytosteliaceae. The record is from RefSeq and is a predicted model, not a curated record. The transcript is spliced from 5 exons.